CAUUUUUUUUUUAUUUUUUUUUUUUUUUCAUUGAAAUUUUUCAUGAUUACGAUAAAAAUCAGAAAGUAUCAUGCACGUCAUGAGAAUAACAAUGAGAUAGAGAACGUAAUAAUUAUUAAGAAUAAAUUAAAUAAAAUGAGUCAUGUGAUCGUGAUCGUGAAAGAAAUAUUGUAUAAGUAGUGUAGAGUGAUUGAAUCUAGGCCAAAAAAAAAAGAAAAGAAAAGAAAAAUUCGGUGUAAUUACAUUUCGAAGAAAUAAUUCGUAGUGAUUUGACAAUCAUCAUUGAGUCGGAAAGUUCGUCAUUGCGUUCCGAUCUGGAGCCGGACUACGAUCCCGACGACGAGGACGCGAACGAUUCCUACAGCGAUUCCGUUCGCGAAUAUCCUCUUGAUUACUUCUGGACAAGUACCACCAGUUUUGUCGUGUUAAUGAGUAAUUCUUUCGAAGUUAUUUCGCUGCCGGCCGAUAUGCUGCAGCCGGCGAGCUAUGGAAAGAAAAGUAAUAAUUGGUACACGGCACCAACUAGCGGAGGUAGCAGAGGUGGAGUUAGUGGUAGCGGUGCAGGAGGAACUGGAGGUUGGCAAAGUAGACCAGGAGCAGUAGCUAGCCUAAGUAGAAAAGCUUCGAUCACUGAAGAAGCACCACCACCAGGAGGUGGUAAGCCUUCUUCAGGUCGUGUCAUCCGAAUUGUAAAUAACCAUGAUCAUACUGUUCAGUGCCGUGUUCUACUAAACCUUCGGACGUCUCAACCGUUCGAAGAAGUAUUAGAAGAUCUUGGUCAAGUUUUAAAAAUGAAUGGAGCUAAAAGGAUGUUCACUGUUUCGGGUCAAGAGGUAAGAAGUUUCUCGCAAUUGAGAAACGAAUUCGCCGAUAUAGAUACAUUUUAUUUGGGUACUGGCUCUAGUAUGGGUAUAUCUGGUGCUAUAACAGCCUCUCCAACUAGAAGAUCAAGAUCACGUGGACCACCUACUGUUGUGGAAGAUCUUGGACGCCAAAGACGUGCUCGAAGUAAAAGUAGACCUCGAUCACUCUAUGCUCCAGAUUCUGAAGUUGUUCGAAUUAAUGAUUACAGUGUCGUAGAAGUUUUAAGAGAUGAACCUGCUAGAGUAACGAUUAGAGGUUUAAGAAGAUCAUUUUAUCCUCCAACACGUUUGCCACCAGUUGACAACUCUCCACCAGAUAAAAAAUUACAAUUGGAAUGGGUCUAUGGUUACCGUGGUACAGACACUCGUAGAAAUUUAUGGGUUUUACCAAGUGGAGAAUUAUUAUAUUAUGUUGCUGCAGUUGCAGUUCUUUUUGAUAGAGAAGAAAAUGCACAAAGACAUUACAUUGGGCAUACAGAAGAUAUUACUUGCAUGGAAAUACAUCCUAGCAGAGAACUCGUAGCAUCUGGUCAAAGAGCUGGCAGGCAUCGAAAAGCUCAACCUCAUGUUCGUAUUUGGUCAACUGAAACUCUUCUAACUCUUUACGUUUUCGGAAUGACCGAAUUUCAAAUAGGAGUAUCAGCAUUAGCCUUUUCCCAAUUGAAUGGUGGCAGCUAUGUACUUGCUGUUGAUGCAGGAAGAGAAGCCAUUCUCUCAGUAUGGCAAUGGCAAUGGGGUCACUUAUUGGGUAAAGUUGCGACUAUGCAAGAAGAUUUAACAGGUGCAGCAUUUCAUCCAUUGGAUGAUAACUUAUUGAUAACGCAUGGACGUGGACAUUUAACGUUUUGGAAUCGACGGAAAGAUGGUUUCUUUGAACGGACUGACAUAAUUAAACCUCCAUCACGUACACACGUGACGAGUAUUCAAUUCGAACAAGACGGUGAUGUUAUUACGGCUGAUAGCGAUGGAUUUAUAACGGUAUAUUCGGUCGAUGCAGAUGGUGCUUACUUUGUUAGAAUGGAAUUUGAAGCUCAUAACAAAGGUAUUAGUUCUUUGGUAAUGUUGUCCGAAGGUACACUACUCUCCGGUGGUGAAAAAGAUCGCAAAAUUGCCGCUUGGGAUUCUUUACAAAAUUACAAACGUAUUACCGAUACGAAGUUACCGGAAUCUGCCGGAGGAGUUCGCAGUAUUUAUCCUCAACGUCCAGGAAGAAACGAUGGCAAUAUUUACGUUGGAACGACAAGAAAUAUAAUAUUAGAAGGAUCCUUGCAAAGAAGAUUCAAUCAAGUGGUUUUUGGACAUGGUAGACAAUUGUGGGGCCUUGCAGUGCAUCCAGAUGAUGAAGUUUUUGCCACGGCAGGUCAUGAUAAAAAUAUUGCACUUUGGCGAAGACAUAAAUUGUUAUGGACAACUCAAGUUGGCUUUGAAUGCAUUUGUAUAGCAUUUCAUCCAUUUGGUGUAGCCUUAGCUGCUGGUUCAUCUGAUGGACAUUUACUUGUAUUAGCGGCUGAUACUGGUGCUGCUGUAGCAACUCUCAGAGUUUGUGGAUCACCUUUAUCAUGUAUUGGAUAUAAUCCAACUGCUGAAAUUGUUGCGAUGGGCUCACAAAAUGGUAGCGUAUAUCUCUUCCGAGUAUCAAGAGAUGGUUUUUCUUACAAAAAAAGUAAUAAAAUACGUGGAACACAACCCUUGGUUCAACUCGAUUGGAGUUCUGAUAACAGAUUUUUACAAACGGUGACGCAGGACUAUGAUCUUGUUUUUUGGGAUGUAAAAGCACUUUCAUCUGAAAAAAGCCCAUUAGUUAUGAAAGAUGUUAAAUGGCAUACUUACAAUUGUACAGUAGGAUACAUGGUCUCAGGUAUGUGGAAUAAUCGUUAUUACCCAUUGACAACGGUUUUAACCACAGCCAGUAGAUCAGCCGCGCAUGAUAUGCUUGUGAGCGGAGAUGCCGAAGGUUAUUUAAGACUUUUUAGAUAUCCGUGUACCAGCGCAAAAGCGGAAUACGUUGAAGAAAAAGUGUACAGCUCGUUGGUAGCUUGUGCUAGAUUUUUGUACAAUGAUCGAAAUAUUGUUACCGUUGGUGGAACCGAUGCUGCCCUUAUGCUUUGGGAAUUAGUCGAUGAAUAAUAAGGAAAUACACAAUAUAUAAUUAGAG
This is a messenger RNA of Polistes dominula (European paper wasp), 3018 nucleotides long. RefSeq names its product Doublecortin-domain-containing echinoderm-microtubule-associated protein (gene DCX-EMAP). NCBI's taxonomy places the organism in Eukaryota, Metazoa, Arthropoda, Insecta, Hymenoptera, Vespidae. Gene Ontology annotation, cellular component: mitotic spindle. Gene Ontology annotation, molecular function: microtubule binding. Gene Ontology annotation, biological process: intracellular signal transduction; microtubule cytoskeleton organization. The record is from RefSeq and is a predicted model, not a curated record.